Messenger RNA from Apodemus sylvaticus (European woodmouse), 3209 nucleotides. It is a transcript of the gene Gsap, whose product is annotated as gamma-secretase activating protein. Gene Ontology annotation, biological process: positive regulation of amyloid-beta formation. The record is from RefSeq and is a predicted model, not a curated record. The transcript is spliced from 31 exons. Bases 94 to 2646 code for a protein of 850 amino acids. Lineage: Eukaryota; Metazoa; Chordata; Mammalia; Rodentia; Muridae. Gene Ontology annotation, cellular component: trans-Golgi network.
CCCGGGAGGGGGGGGGGGGGGAAGAAGGAGAGGCUGCUGUGGGCUGCAAGGUGUGAGCCUGCCCGGAAUGUCCGCCGCCACUGCUGGUGAGCCAUGGCUCUGCGGCUGGUCACUCACUUCGACGUGCUGGAGGACGUGCUCCCGAGUCUGCUCCCGCAGCCGGCGACAUCAGAGGAAGGAGACGGCACAGGUGUUUUAGAAACAACUUAUGGGAGCUUACGUGUGCUAAACAUUGAAAGAAAUGGAAACAUUAUUUAUACUUAUAAGGACAAUAAGGGAAAUGCUGUCUUUGGAUUAUAUGACUGCCAAACCAGACAGAAUGAGCAUCUGUACACCUUUGAGAAGGAUAUGCAAGCUGUCAGUUGCUCAGUCAACAGCGAGAGAACAGUGCUUGCUGCAAGUUUCAUUCAGUACACAAAAGAAGGAGUAAGGACUGAACUUCAGCCAGGAUCGAAGUGCCUAACUUUGCUGGUUGAAAUCCACCCUGUCAACAAUGUGAAGGUUCUGAAAGCAGUGGAUAGCUGUAUCUGGGUACAGUUCCUCUACCCACAAGCUGAAAGUCAUCUUCUUCCACAGAACCACCUGCUACUGAUUUCAGAAGAGAAAUAUAUUGAGUGGUUUCAUAUCCAGAUCACCAAAGAAGAUGGAGACCGAGUGGUGAUUAGAAAUUCUAGCCAUCUCUCAGGAGAAAGAAUAGCUGAAGACUUUGUUUGGGCUCAAUGGGAUAUGUCAGAGCAGAGACUAUACUUCAUUGAACUAAAGGAGUCAAGGAGUAUCUUGAAAUGCAUCCAGUUUUGGGCAGAUGAAAGUUUUAACUUAAUGUUUGAAAUGCCCUUGGACAUAUCGUUAAGUGGCUUGAGAUUUAAACUCAUCAACUUUGGAUAUGAUUAUCAUCAGGACCAAGAGAAGCUAAGCAAUCAGCCUUCUCUCUGCAUUUUUACCAACCAUACAGGGAGUCUGUGUGUGUGUUACAGCCCAAAGUCUGAGUCUGGGGAAGAAAUCACGUAUUCAGUGUUUUACCUCCAUAAAGGAUACAGAAAGACCUUCACUGCAGCUCCUGGAAGCGCUGACACACAGGUCCCUAACGGAAUCACUUUCCUCAACCUUGGCUGCUUUGUGGCUGUUCACUCCCCCGGCCAUUUCCUUCAUCUACUUAACAUUCAGCAUCCAGACUUGAUUUGCCACAGUCUGUUUCUGGCAGGAAAUGACAAAAUGGCUACUGUGCUACCUCCAAGUCCUUUGCAGUCCCUGCCGGGGUCCCUGAUUGUGGACUUCUAUUCUGGAAAGGUCUAUAGAGCAACCCUUGACCAGUCAUACUUGAUGCGGUUCCUGUGGAACGCCCGUCUAGACAGUGAGAAAAUGGCUGCACUACACUGUAUGCUAUCCUGUGGUCAAGAUCCCGGUUUCCCAGAAGAACAGAUUAUCCAGUGGAUUUCUGAGCAUGUCCCUGACUGCCAUUCUUUUGACCUCAUUCAAGAAUUUCUAAUCGCUGCUGCCUUCUGGAGUGUGUAUCCAGAGCUGGGUGACAUGGACAUGUUCUUGCCAUACUCUUCUCUGCAGGCUUGGAACGCGGAAAUUCCUGGAAUAAAGCUCGUGACAGAGGAGCUCCCACUGCCUCUUAUGAAGGUCUACAGCUUGAAGGGGUACUGGGCAAAGCUGAACUCCAACCUCGAGUAUAUUAAGUACACGAAGCCUCGCUUGCACUACCACAACAGCAUCGUGAGGAGAGAGUGGCACAACCUGAUCUCUGAAGAGAGAACGGGCAAAAGGAGAUCCACGGUGUACAUGAGGAAUAUUCUUGAGAACGCGAAGAAGGUGAUUUCUAACAUGGAAGCGAGGACACUGGAGCCAAGGCUAAUACCUCUCCUACAAGAGGAAGAUAGGCACCAGAGGCUGCUCAUGGGGCUGAUGGUGUCUGAGCUGAGAGACCAUCUACUGAGACACCUACAGGGCAUAGAAAAGAAGAAAAUUGAACGGAUGGUUCUGAACUACAUUUCAAAACUGCUGGAUCUCAUUUGGCGCUUGCUGGAAACCAGUUGGAGGAAACACAGUGGGCGUCCUUGGACUCUCCACCUCAAUAACCAUGGGAGUGCUGCAGAUUUUGAAGUCUUUCAUCUCAUGACCAGGAUCUUGGAUGCUGCUAGCAGUUUGUCUUUCCCUCUGCCGCCUGGUUUCCACUCUUUGCACACGAUCCUUGGGGUCCACUGUCUCCCCUUGUACAACCUACUGCACUACAUUGAUAAUGGAGUGCUGCUGCUCACUGAGACGGUCGUCACGAGGCUUAUGAAAGAUCUGGACAAUUCAGAGAAGAAUGAAAAACUGAAAUUCAGCAUCAUUGUACGGCUCCCUCCGCUUAUUGGCCAGAAGGUCUGCCGGCUUUGGGAUCAUCCCGUGAGUUCCAAUAUCAUUUCACGGAACCAUGUGGCCCGGCUGCUGAAGAACUAUAAGAAAGAGCCUCGGAACUCUAUGAUUGACAAAUCAUCAUUUCCAGUAGAAUUUCUGCCUCUGAACUACUUCAUUGAAAUUCUGAUGGGCCUGGAGUCCACCAACCAAGCACUGUAUGGCUUUGAAGGACAUGACAAUGUGGAUGCAGAAUUUGUAGAGGAAGCUGCUCUGAAACACACCACGAUGCUUUUGGGCUUAUGAAAGUGAACUCGCAGAUGACCGAUUUCAAUGUUUUCGCCUCCCUUUCCUGGGAAUUCUUCCACCGUCUUUAAGACUGGGAGCAGGUCGGAAUGCUUCACAGAGCUGUUUGGCUUCAGUACAGCUCUUGUUCAGUGGCAGCUGCUACACCUCUGGGUCAAGCAGCCAGCAAACAGCCACGAGCAAGACCAGGCUCAGGGCCGUGCUCUGUGCAGGGCCUGUGCCCUUCUCGGCGGCCCAGCAGACCUGCAGCUCAUUCUGUUGCCCUACAGAGUCUCAUAGAAGACGUAGGGACAAUGCUCAGAACAGUGGGAGCAGGAAGAUCAUUGGGAAGAACAUAAAACCGGCGGGAAAGCUAGAUGUUAUGAAGAGGAUUUCAGAAGAACCUGAAACUAGAGUAAACAAGAUCUGACCUUUCCAGUACGGAGUAACUGUAAGAAAUAAUCAUUUGUACAUAGGGGACUUAAAUCUGCCUGUGCCUUUGUGGUGGUUCAGACAGAGCCAUAUUUAAUUUUAUAUUUAUGAUUUAGCACUCUUAUCAUUAAAUACAACCUCGAAUGCCGAAA